Plectropomus leopardus (leopard coralgrouper) is the source of this 3181-nucleotide messenger RNA. NCBI's taxonomy places the organism in Eukaryota, Metazoa, Chordata, Actinopteri, Perciformes, Serranidae. The record is from RefSeq and is a predicted model, not a curated record.
CCUCUCACCACCACCACCACCCUUGCUCUCUCUUGUCUCUCCCUUCUCCUCACCCUCGGACAGGCCUGCCUGGGCGCUCUGCAGCAGAGGACGUACACACACGGCAGCAGGAGCAGAAGCAGCAGCAGGCGGACUGCCUUUUCCAUCUCCCGUCUUACACCUCACCACUUUUCUCUUUGCUAUCCUCCCUCAUCUCCUUUUCCUUUUCCUCUUUCUCUUCCCUCUUCACGCCUCUUCUCCUUCCUUCCUUCCUUCCUUCCUGGCUGGCUGGCUGCUUUCCCAGGAUGCCUUGUUCCAGGCCGCUCCGCUAGGCCCUAGCAGCAUGGGCGCAGCCUGGGUGGGGAGAGAGAGCACGGAUUGGAGCCUUCCCCUCAGGACGGGCGCGCUGGCGGGUCACCCUCCCUCAGCUUCAGAUGGGCGAGGACGCUGAGAGCCCCAAAAUCAACCACACCUUCCUGCGAGACUACGUCACUGAAGCUGAUGUCAUCUCUACGGUGGAGUUUAACCAGACGGGGGACCUGCUGGCCACGGGGGACAAAGGUGGCCGAGUGGUCAUCUUCCAGAGAGAGACUGAGUCUAAAGGGGAGUCAGAAGAGGUGGGGGAGACGGGGGACUCUGGGGAGUACAAUGUCUACAGCACGUUCCAGAGCCACGAACCGGACUUUGACUACCUGAAGAGUUUAGAGAUUGAAGAGAAAAUCAACAAGAUCCGAUGGCUGCCACAGCAGAAUGCAGCACAUUUCCUUCUCUCCACCAAUGAUAAGACCAUUAAACUGUGGAAGGUGAGUGAGAGAGACAAGAGACCGGAGGGAUACAACCUGAAAGAUGAGGAGGGACGGAUCAAGGACAUCUCUACCAUCACCUCUCUGCAGGUACCGGUGCUGAAACCCACAGAUCUGAUGGUUGAGGUACGACCCAGACGAGUGUUCUCCAAUGGACACACCUACCAUGUUAACUCAAUCUCGGUCAACAGCGACGGGGAGACAUACCUGUCUGCUGAUGACCUCCGCAUCAAUAUGUGGCACCUGGGCAUCACGGACCGCAGCUUCAAUAUUGUGGACAUCAAACCAGCCAACAUGGAGGAUCUGACGGAGGUGAUAACAGCAGCAGAGUUCCACCCUCACCACUGCCACUUGUUUGUGUACAGCAGCAGCAAGGGCACCCUGCGCCUCUGUGACAUGAGGGCCUCUGCACUCUGUGACAGACACACUAAACUGUUUGAGGAACCUGAGGAUCCAGGGAGCCGGUCCUUCUUCUCAGAGAUUAUAUCCUCUGUGUCGGACGUCAAGUUCAGCCACAGUGGACGUUACCUGCUGACCAGAGACUACCUCACCGCCAAGGUGUGGGACCUGAACAUGGACAAGGGCCCUGUGGAGACAUACCAGGUCCAUGAAUAUCUAAGGAGUAAGCUGUGUUCCCUCUACGAAAACGACUGUAUCUUUGACAAGUUUGAGUGUGUCUGGAACAGCUCAGACAGCGUGAUCAUGACAGGAGCGUACAACAGCUUCUUCCGGAUGUUUGACAGGGAGACGGGCCGAGGCGUAACCCUGGAGGCUUGGCGAGAAAGCAGCAAGCCUCGGGCUGUACUGCGGACCCGCCGUGUGUACACUGGUGGCAAGCGCCGCCGUGGAGAUGUGGGCGUUGAUAGCCUGGACUUUACCAAGAAAAUCCUGCACAUGGCUUGGCACCCAGCGGAGAAUAUCAUUGCCAUAGCAGCCACCAACAACCUGUACAUCUUCCAGGAUCGUGUCAACUCUGAGACGCAGCAGUACAUGGAUAGGUAUUGCUAGCUGUGGAAGGGGAAGGGUGAGUUGUGCACAAACCAACACUUAAAGAUUUCUGUUGUAUAUGAGGCCUGUAUUGGGUUUUGAUUGAUGUAACUUCCUUGUCGAAGUCCACAUAAAUAUGUGGUAAAUUACUGAAAAAGAGCGGGAUAUCAGCUCUCUCACAUAUGCUCUAAUUGAGGCUGAUUGGCGAUUAAAUCCAAUCUAGACAAAAGCUUAAUUUAUGUUAAGUGUUAUGCUAAUUUAGAAUGAGCAGUGUUCAUUUUAUAAUGCAUAAGCACAUUCUGAAGGAGCAUCUUACAAUCAAGAAAAAGAUGGAAGCACAUUCACAGAAACAAAAGUCGUAAAUGAGGCCCCUGAUUCAGCUAAUUUUGUUGAGUGAGGUUGUGUCCAGUUUAUUUGAAGGUCAACGGUGAUUAUCAGUGCAAUAGCUCAUUACUGUAUGUACAUUGCUGACAUGUCUUUAACAUUCAAACAAUAAUGCCAUCAUGUGAAUUCAUCAUGUCACAGAUUCGUAAUGUCAUUACGCCGUAUACCUCACAGCGCCACAUGCUACUCUGGAGUCAAAAGCCCGGGAAGGUGAUGUCUGUGUCUGACUUAAUUUUUGGUCGAGAUUUGAUUGUUUACAGUGAAGUGCUUUGUUUUUAAGUGACCUUGGCCCUGAUGGCUUAGUUGUAAGUGGUCUGGAUGUGUACUGUAGCAGGUGGAGGAACAGAAUUAGUGCAGAAACGAGGGUUGCACUUUUUUCAAAAUCUGUCUCUGUUUUAUGGAUCAACAUCAGUUUCACUGUGUAAACCUUAAGAAACCCCAAGAAAAAGACGACUGUUUAUGUAUGUGUUCCGCUUGUCUGCUCUCUCACUUUCCACCUGUUUUAGUAAAAAAAUCACUUUUCACAGUCACUUCUGCUACAGCCUGUGGGCUAGCUGCUACGUUUCGGUCUUCACUGUCCGCCGGUGUUGUUCAACGCAGACACCAUUUUGCACUGAUUGGUUCAACAACGUGUACAACAAAACAAAAUCCACAAGGACAUGGUUUACAUAGUGACAGUCAACCUGAAGCAUUAUAUAACGUCCAGGGCUCAGUCCUCCAAUGGUGAGCUGUAGUUUAGAGCAGGUCAAUUGUAAUCGUGUCAUAACCACCACCACCACCACCGCCACCACAUGCAACCAGUGAGAGGAUUUAUGUCCAGGAGCACAGCAGAAGCAGCAGCAGCAUGUUGCCAUUAUUCAAUGCUACUAGCGUGUAUAUCUAUCAUACUUUAAAAAAGACAAAUCUAACAAUACAGAAAACAUAACUCAAAUGAGGUGAAUGAAUGGAAUGUGCAUUAAUAAAAUAAUAUGAAAUCUGACCAAAAAAAAAAGUGUUGGAUUUGUUUAUGCCUGUGUCUAUAUUUAAUG